UCCAUAUUGUGGAUAGAACACGUUAUGCUCACAAGAUUAAAAAAAUGCCGAGCUUUUCUUUUCUAAAUGAACGAUAGCGGCUUUUAUCAAGUUUUUAUGGAAUAAUAUUAAUUCAAAACUAUGAACAAUUCAAGCGAACUACUGAAGACCACGGACGGCGUCGCUGCCUUAGACGUCGACUCUUACCUGGCAUUAAUGAUGGGCGAACGACGUCGCGACAUGGCGUCCGUGUGGUUAUUGACGUUUGCGUACACGAUUAUUUUCAUUACGGGCAUUACCGGGAACGUAUGCACGUGCAUAGUAAUAGUUAGAAACGCAUACAUGCAUACGGCUACAAACUACUACCUCUUUAGUCUCGCCAUGUCGGAUAUGCUUACCCUGUUAUUUGGUUUACCAACAGAGGUUUAUGGAAUUUGGGAAGCAUACCCGUGGUCUUUUGGGGAACCGCUCUGUAUUUUCAAAUCUUUUCUGGCGGAAAUGACGUCAUACGCCUCUGUUCUGACUAUAACGGCGUUCACCAUUGAGAGAUACAUCGCCAUUUGUCAUCCAUUAAAAGCGCAGACGUUAUCGAAUCUGUCGAGAGCAGUGAAAAUGGUGUUCUCAAUCUGGGUUAUUGCCUGCUUGUUUGCUCUUCCUUACCCGAUUCACACUAGGGUCUUCCCGUAUAUAGUCAUCAACGGAACCGGUAUUGCGGAUUCGCUGCAGUGUAACAUCCCAUUUGAGUGGCAAAAGGGGAUGACACACAUGUUUCAAAUUUCUACUUUUGUAUUCUUCGUCUUUCCAAUGGCAGUGAUAACAAUUAUGUACGGGCUGAUUGGAAUUCAGCUGAGGAAUUCUCAACUGGAUUCAAAACAUAAAUCAAAAACUCGAGCAAGAAGGGCUGUUGUAAGAAUGCUCAUUGCAGUUGUUGUCGCUUUCUUCGUCCAGUGGGCCCCGUUUCACGCCCAAAGAUUGAUGACGUCAUACAUGCCCACAGAAAAAUGGACACCGUCACUUAUUAAGUUCCAGAGCGACCUGUUCUAUAUAUCAGGAGUGCUUUAUUUUUGCAACUCAACAAUCAACCCCAUUCUCUACAACUCAAUGUCAAAGAAAUUCCGUCUGGCGUUCAAGAGGACGCUGUGUCGAUGCUGCUACACGUCGGAAGAACUGCUGGAAAUUAAUGGAAAGUCUAAAACAAUAUACUACUCCGAUAAAACAAACGUCAAACGGCUUCCAACAUACAGAGUAUCAAAUGUUGCUUUCGGCAAUUUAAAUGGAACCAAAGUUAUAUCCAUUAAACCUGAUGCUGUUUAUGGGAGGGUUGCAAAUAUGAACGCAAACAACCAGAGGUUGUCUCCGACAAGGUGUUGCUGUAAUUAUAGCCCUGCUACCGGGAGACUAAUAGAAAUGGCCUAUCAAGAUCCCCAUUGUCAUCUUGUGUCCCCAGAGUUGACAUCUCGAGGAAAAGGCUUUGCACCUAGAGCUUUAGGAGUUCGUUAUAAUUUCUCAACCAAUACUAGCCUGGUAAGCUUAGCGGAACUAGAAUCAGAUUCGGUAAUUGAACUCAAGUCGAUGUCUAGCUCAAGUAGCGCGAAUCUGUUGUCAACCAAACUGCCUCCAUCACCAACAAAAGGGUAUUUUAACAAUCGCGAUUCAUGUGUAUAGCAUUCGACAGUGUUUAGUAUUUCGUGCGAAAAUUAAACUAAACAGUC
Messenger RNA from Dreissena polymorpha, 1691 nucleotides. RefSeq names its product pyrokinin-1 receptor-like. Gene Ontology annotation, molecular function: neuromedin U receptor activity. Gene Ontology annotation, biological process: neuropeptide signaling pathway. The coding region runs from base 121 to 1644 and encodes 507 amino acids. NCBI's taxonomy places the organism in Eukaryota, Metazoa, Mollusca, Bivalvia, Myida, Dreissenidae. Gene Ontology annotation, cellular component: plasma membrane. The transcript is spliced from 4 exons. The record is from RefSeq and is a predicted model, not a curated record.